Messenger RNA from Entrophospora candida, 294 nucleotides. The record is from the annotation of a GenBank genome assembly. NCBI's taxonomy places the organism in Eukaryota, Fungi, Glomeromycota, Glomeromycetes, Entrophosporales, Entrophosporaceae.
AUGAAAAUUGUUAAUGUCCUUGAUGAUAUAGGAGGGUCAUUAUCAAUUGCUGCUAAAGGUUUAUACUCAACUGGUUUAAGUACUGAUCUAAAUGUUAGUUUUAUAAAUAUUGCCAAAAAAGAUGAUAUUGUGAUAAUGGAUGCAGAAUGUGUUAAACUUGGUAAAACUUUAGCUCACACAAUCAUAGAAUUAAAAAAUAAAAAUAAUGAAAAUAAAUUGAUUGCUCAAGGAAGACACACAAAAUUUGUUUCAAUUGCUCAUAAUGAUGAUAAAAAUAUAUUUAAAAAAAAUUAA